AUGAGUAGUUAAUUUGAGGCUGAUGAUUAAAUGCUUUAUGCAGAUGAUUCCUAAUUUAUAGAAUAAAUAACUUAGAAAUUAUCAAAGAUUAGAAAUAACUUAGGAAUAGACAUCUAUGAUCAAGAGAACCUAAAAACUCCCUAAUCUGAAUAAUCAGGUAGAAAUAAUGAGCAUAAUACAUUUGGAAGAGAAAAGAAAACUACAGAAUCUAAAAAUAAUUUAUAAGAUGUUCAAGAACUCAAUUUUAUAACAAGCUCUAAGCAUAAGAAUAAUAAUAAUAAUAAUAAUGAUUAUUAAUAUUCUGGUUAAAGUGCAAAAGAAGAAUAACAAUAUUAGAUAUCAUAAUCAGGUACAAAGGAUGAUAUACUACCUUAAUAAAUUAGCUUCUUAUAAAAUAAACUGGAAGCUCUAAAAUAAAUUUGUAUUAUUUAAUUAUUUAUUUUAGAUCCUACAUAAGGUUAAGAUUAAGCUAGUUUUCUUGAGAGAGAGAAUGUUUAUUUAAAGAUUGAAUUAGAAUUAAAAUCAAAAUAAGAAAGAUUCUUAAGAUAAUAAUUAACAACAUUAACAGAAGAAUAUAAUUUGAAAUAAUCACAAUUACAACAAAGUAUCUAAGAUUUAAAAUAACAACAUGAAGAAUUUGUUUAAGCAACAGAUUUAACUUAAGAUAUCAAAUAAUAUAUCUUAUCAUUAGAAUCAGACUUGCAUAUGACAAAAGGCGAGUUAGAUUUGUUCACUUAACGAUUAUCCAAAGAAUAAUCUGAUAAAGAAAUACUUUAGAAUUAAAUUAAUAAUAUUCAUACUAAAGCUAAAAAUGAAUUUUAAAAGCUUUAUGAAAAAGCAUUCAAAGAAUUGUAAUUCAUGUGUUAAGCAUUGAGUUCAGAAUUGUUAACUGAAUAAAUUGAUAAGAAAGUCAAUAGAAUUUCUUAAUAAACUAAUUUAUCCAAGAUGUAUUAAGAUUUAAUAGAUGAGAAAAUGAUUUUGGUAUUUAUUAAUUAUAAUAAUAUAGGAAACAAAAAUUGAUAAUUUAGAAAAUUAAUUAGAAUCUUAUUAAAAUAAAUAAUUUACUAUUAGUUAUGCACCAUCAAUCAAAUCUAUAUAUGAGAAAAGAUUGCAUGUAAUGAAACAAGGAUUAUUACAUUGGAAAACAAGAACUUAGUAAAUUGAAUAAAUAGUACUUUAAUGGAUUCAAAAAUUAAAAUAAGAAAAUUAAUAGUUAAAAACAUCACUUAUUAAGAAAUAAAAUAAAAUGUUUAUUGUAUUUGAAAAUUUAUUAAGAGAAAUAUAUCAACAAUUUGAAUAGGAUAAAUAUAUUCAAAUGGAAGAGAUUAAAAAAUUAUAAGAAUAAAAGGUUGAUGAUAAAGUUAAGAUAACAAAACUUAGAUCAACAAUUUAAUAAUAAACAAAAACUAAAAAAAGAUGA
Messenger RNA from Paramecium pentaurelia, 1420 nucleotides. The record is from the annotation of a GenBank genome assembly. Lineage: Eukaryota; Ciliophora; Oligohymenophorea; Peniculida; Parameciidae.